Molecule: messenger RNA, 577 nt
Organism: Amphibalanus amphitrite
Lineage: Eukaryota; Metazoa; Arthropoda; Thecostraca; Balanomorpha; Balanidae
Product: neuropeptide-like protein 31
Exons: 2
Coding region: 169-522 (117 amino acids)
Source: RefSeq, a predicted model, not a curated record
AGAGGCGGCCCCGUGGUUCGUGCGGGUCUGCCUACCCGUCCAGGCGCCCACAGGGACCUGACCCCGGCCGGUGCGCAGCGUCUCGAGGUCAGAGCCGCGCCGCACCAGCUGGAAGGAGGGAGCCGGAGUCGACCCAGCAACACCGCAGCAAACAACCGAGCCGCAGAGAUGAAGCUGGCCGUCCUCGCCCUGCUGGCCCUCGCCGCCGCCGUGUCCGCCGACGCCGGCGUCUCAAUCGGCCACGGCCACUCCGGAGGCUACGGUGGCUACCCGUCCUACGGCGGCUACGGCGGGAUCUCUCACGGCUACGGCGGCUACGGACACUCGCACGGCUACGGCGGCUAUGGCGGACAUGGCCAUGGCUACGGCGGCUACGGACACUCUCACGGCUACGGCGGCUACCCCAGCUAUGGCUAUGGUGGCUACGGAGGACACAGCCACGGCUACGGAGGUUAUCCCAGCUACGGGUACGGCCACAGUUACGGCUACGCGCCGUCAUAUGGCUACGGUGUGGUGUACUAGCAGUUAAGUGUUAUCUAGUCUAUGCUCUGGCUCUAAAUAAAUGACCAAAAGUACC